Molecule: messenger RNA, 2085 nt
Organism: Funneliformis geosporum
Lineage: Eukaryota; Fungi; Glomeromycota; Glomeromycetes; Glomerales; Glomeraceae
Source: the annotation of a GenBank genome assembly
AUGAGUGAUAAUCUUACACUCGAUGAAGUUGAUAUAGAAGUAUUCGGUCAAAACUAUGUUUUUGAAGGACCAGAAAAACUUUUGGAAAUUUGGUUCGGACCUUCACCGGAUACUAUUCCAAAUAGUCUCUUUCCAAAUGAUAAUGAUGACAAACCACCCCCAUUAAAAACUGGUUUACGUCUAGUUGAAAGAGUUAUAUGGAACAAGUUUUUGGAACUUGUUAAAUGUGAAGUAUUGAAUGUAAUUAAUAAUGAUUAUAUGGAUGCUUAUUUAUUAAGCGAAUCUUCGAUGUUUAUUUAUCCUCAUAAAAUCAUUUUAAAAACUUGCGGUACAACUACGCUUUUGGUUGCUUUACCUCGUCUUCUUGAAAUCGCUUCUGAAUAUUGUCACCUUCAUAAAGUAUGGAGAGUAUUCUAUUCUCGCAAGAGCUUUAUGUUUCCGGAACGUCAGUCGCAUCCACAUAAAAAUUGGAAUGAGGAAGUAAAAUUUUUGGAUCAACUUUUCGAAAAUGGCGCAGCAUACACGGUUGGAAAAAUCAAUGGAGAUCAUUGGUUCCUGUGGCUAGCAUCAUCUCCUGACGAAUUCUUAUCUCACAACUCUUCUCGAUUGAAAGAACCUUCACAUAUAGAUACAUUUUCAUAUCCUUUAGAUGAAAUAGAUCAAAAAAAACCUCCAAUUAUUAUUGAUUUAGAAGAUCAAACAAUUGAAAUUUUAAUGACUGAACUUAGUACAACGACGUUAAGUAAAUUCUAUCACAAUCCUUUAGAAGGUGAAUCAGGAACUGAAGGUGGUGUAAGAAUUGAUCAAAAAACUGGUUUGUGCAACCUUUAUCCCGAAGCGCAAUUAGAUUCUUAUCUCUUUAAGCCAUGCGGAUAUUCUGCAAACGGGUUGGUGGGAGAUAGUUAUUUCAAUGUUCACGUUACUCCUGAACCAAUUUGUUCCUAUGCUUCGUUUGAGACUAAUAUUCCAGUAAAUUCUGGAUCUAUUAUGGAUAUUAUCCGACAAGUGAUUGCGAUCUUUGAACCAGGAAAAUUUAGCGUAACCGUUUUUAAAACCCAAGAAGGUGACUUUGAUAAAAAAUUCUUGGUUGAAUCUAUCGAUGUUAUUGAUGGGUUUUCUAGAAAAGAUCGAAUAUUGUAUGAAUUAGAUGCAAAGCCAGCAAUUGAAAAAAUUCGUCAGUUAAUACCACCACUCUUACCAGAAUUUCAUAAAGGCCAAGCAGGUAGAAUAUGUGUUGUUGGUGGCUCUGAAGAAUAUACUGGCGCUCCUUAUUUCAGUUCGUUUUCAGCUUUGAAACUUGGUGCUGACAUAGCUUUCGUAGUCUGCGAGCCAACAGCAGCCUUGGCAAUUAAGAAUUACGCACCUGAUUUAAUGGUGCAUCCUUACAUGCGCCAAUCCGGAGACACUGGCAAGUCUUUGGAAGAGGUAAUCAAUAACGUGACUGGACUUUUUCCACGAACACAUGUUUUAAUUGUGGGCCCUGGUUUAUCAAGAGAUAAGAUGAUGUUGGAAAGCGCAAAAGGCAUUAUAACAAAGGCUAAAGAAAAAAAUUUACCUCUUGUUAUUGACGCGGAUGGUUUAUUUCUUAUUCAAAACCAUCCAGAAAUUAUAAAAGACUAUCCUAAAGCAAUUUUAACGCCUAACAUCGUUGAAUUCAAGAGACUUUGUGAUGCAAUGAAUAUUAAACUUGAAGGUAAUAAUAAGGAUGACAUGAUAGGAUUAUUAGGUCAAGCUUUUGGUGGAGUAACUAUUGUUCAAAAGGGACAAUAUGAUCUAAUAUCCAAUGGAAAGGAAGUUUUCAAAGUUGAUGACAAAGGGGGACUUAAACGGUGUGGUGGACAAGGAGACAUUCUUACUGGAUUGAUUGCAACUUUUCUUGCUUGGGGAUCCGCUUAUCAUGAUAAACUUUGGCAGCAUGAUAAUUCAAUAUCACCUACUGAAAUUCCAAUGCUGGCUAGUUAUGCGGCAUGUACUCUUAUGAGAGAAUGCUCACGUUCUGCUUUUGAGAAAUUUGGACGCGCCGUCCAAACUUCCGAUAUGAUUAACGAGAUUGGACCUUCAUUUCAAAAAUUAUAUGAGAGAUAA